AUGUGUUGGGUCACCGAACAGACAGUCGUCAAGCCCAGCCAGCCACCUAUCGACGAGGUUAUCGAGCUGUCUAUCUUGGACCAACACGCUUUGCGGAUGUACUCCAAGUUCGUCAUCGUCUUCAAAACGGAAAACGGAAACGAGGUGUCUGAGGAUAUUCAACAUCUCAAAAACGGCCUAGGCAGAGCAUUGAGUGAGCAUCCUGAAUUCGCUGCCAAUGUCAUACAGAUGGCCGGCAGCACGAGAAAAGAACUGGAGCUCCAAAUUGGGCCCGAAUCUGGCGUACCAUUCAGGAUUGUCGACCAUUCAUCUCGCAUUGAUGAUUCGGAUCACUGUCACGAGCUCUUGCGAGGUCACAACUUUGAGAAACUUGAGAGAACCAACUUUCCCUUGACAAAGAUCCCUGAAGAAGUUUUCUUUGUUGACAAUGCCACCCCCGAAGGCGCUUAUCCAACAGGGAUACCCACGCUCAAUGUUCAAGUGAAUAUCAUUGACGGUGGUCUUCUUGUUGGUAUUUCCUGGCACCAUACGGUGACUGACGCAGGAGGAGUCAACACGUUUGUCAAGGCUUGGGCCAAGGCAACCAAUAUGUCAUGCACCCAUGGAGAUGUCGAGGCUGAAGAGAUUUCAACUGAGAUGUCAGAACGAUGGAGACUGAGCUAUGGAAUUCAGGGUGCUUCGAUUGCAGACUUCCCUGAAUAUGUUGCCGAUGCUUCUGCGCGUUCGCCAAACACUGGCCAUCCCCAUCUCCUCGACCGCAAGUUCUCAGUUCCAUCUGAUUCCCAAAUCAGCAUGUGGGAAUUCAGUGCAGAGUCUCUGCAGGCGCUUGUCAAUUUACUCAAUGGUCCUGGCCAAGGAAACGAACAACGCUAUACGCCAGUUGAAGCGCUCUCGGCCCUUCUGUGGAAACACCUCAGCCUCGCCCGACAGCUCAACAUUUCAUUUCCAGAGGAUUCUUCUCUGUUCACCACUCGCAUUGACUUCCGCCGUCGUCUUUCUCCGCCUCUGCCCCUCUCAUAUAUCGGAAACGUCAACCAGCCUGUGCCACGAACUCGCGUCUCUAUUCGAGAGCUUUGCACAGCAUCAACCGCACAGUCGCUUGCGGACUUGGCUCAGCGCAUUAGAGGCGCAGUUGCUGAGAACGACGACAAAAUUGUCCGACAGCUCAUAGGGUAUGUCGACACUUUACCGGCUGUGACCGACCUCGCCCUGGAGUUUGACACCUGUCCAGGUCCGGAUAUUGCAAUCACUGAUCUUUCCGGUUUGGACGUCAUGCACCAAAUUUGGGGGAAGUGUCUCGGUCGCGCUGUUUGCAUUCGAGGGUUUGUGCGAUACAGAGGUUUUGCAUCCCUUCUUCCGCAGGACCCCGAAGGUGGAACUCAAGUGCAUGUUCAGUGUGAGGCGGCAGCUCUGGAGAGAUUGAAGUCGGAUCCGAUUUUCACUCGAUAUGGCCAGUUUCUUUAUUAG
Messenger RNA from Ilyonectria robusta, 1467 nucleotides. RefSeq names its product trichothecene 3-O-acetyltransferase. The coding region runs from base 1 to 1467 and encodes 488 amino acids. The transcript has a single exon. NCBI's taxonomy places the organism in Eukaryota, Fungi, Ascomycota, Sordariomycetes, Hypocreales, Nectriaceae. Gene Ontology annotation, molecular function: acyltransferase activity, transferring groups other than amino-acyl groups. The record is from RefSeq and is a predicted model, not a curated record.